UGAUGAAACUCCCGCGUCACUCAGAUUAAUAACAAGAGACAAAAAAAUUUCUCAUUUUCAAACCUCAGAUUAGAGAGAGAGAGAGAGAGAUGUUUGGGAAAAUCAGAGGAGCUUCGACUUCGUCACUAGACAGCUUGGAGUUAGAGAGGCCAACUUCCAAGAUUUUCAGAGACGAUCCUCUCUCCAUCUAUGAGGUUACACUCAUGAAGCUUAAAUUAGGCUCUCAACGUGAGCUAAGUUCACACUCCAAGCAGACAGUGCCGCAGAUAGAAACUGAUUCUGCUUCAAGCUCCUCUUGUGCUGGGGUGAUGAAGAUAAAUGCAGAUUGUUCUGAAAAAUGUUCUCAAGACAUUGUGGUUUCCCCUUAUGAGGAGGCAAUGGCAAUAGAUACAAAAUGUUCAUCUGGGAGUGUUUCGCGAGGUUCAAUUGAUCCUCCUUGUUUGGGCAGCAAGAAACAGCAACAGAACAGGAAUGUUUCGGUUCUUUACCUCUUUUCUAAAUUUAAGGAUUCUCGUCGACAAGUUGUAAGCUCAUCCUGUGAGGACGCGAUGCCAAUAGAAGAUGGUUGUUCUGAAAGUUCUUGGACAAAUUCAAGUGAUUGUCAUCAAUCUCUUAAAAGCAUGGAACAGCAGAUGGAUCAGGAAUGUGUAACCUCUUUAGCUCUGCAGAAUGUAAGAUCUGAACUGGGAUGUGCUUAAUUCAGGCUCACUUGGCUGUUUUAUAAGUUAAUUUACUCAGAAGUCAAUUGUUUCUGAUGUUGUUUCAAUGCCCAUGUAUGGGGAAAUGUUGUAAUGCAUGGAAAACAAAGUCAGCUAUCAAAGUUUCAGUGUUAUUGCCUACAUACUGUUCAGCCUUGAGGAUUAGGCUCUCUCACUUUUUCUGGGUGUGUGUGUGGAGAAUAUUGUAAUCCGUAUGUGUGAUGUCUAAACCCAUGUUUUCUAGUAAGCACACUUCUCCAAGAAGCAGGUUGAAAUACAAUCACAAAUGAGUUUAAUGUUUGCAGUUAAAGGCAAAACUCAACUUUUGGAUUAGAGGCUGUAUGAGUGAAACUACUAGAAGAGAUGGAAUAAGAAGACUGAAAAAAGGAUUGUGUUGA
Quercus lobata is the source of this 1096-nucleotide messenger RNA. RefSeq lists its product as uncharacterized. The record is from RefSeq and is a predicted model, not a curated record. Lineage: Eukaryota; Viridiplantae; Streptophyta; Magnoliopsida; Fagales; Fagaceae. Bases 90 to 698 code for a protein of 202 amino acids. The transcript has 2 exons.